Messenger RNA from Penicillium olsonii, 1485 nucleotides. NCBI's taxonomy places the organism in Eukaryota, Fungi, Ascomycota, Eurotiomycetes, Eurotiales, Aspergillaceae. The record is from the annotation of a GenBank genome assembly.
AUGCUUCCCUCGCUAGCCUUGACGGCCAUCGCUCUCCUGCCAGCAGUGCAGGCAGCACCUCCAAUUCACCACCCCCAAGGCAUCUACCGCCGCUGCGGCCCAGUCUCCAAAUACUACAACCAAAAGACCUCUGACUGGGACGCCAACAAUGUCGGCGACUGGAUCAACAACUGGUGGGACAGCAACAGCGGCCUGAUAUCCAACAGCUCAGCCGGAUUCGCCGGUGCCUUCGGGCAAUGGGCAAUGGGCAACCCGGACUGGAGCUGUCGAGACGAUGGCUCGGACUCAGACUGUGAUCUGCAGUUGUGUGACAAUCGUGUGCUCAAUGACCGUGGCAACGAUAUUCGUCCUACAUACUACGUUCUUGAGUCUGUUAAUCGUCUGCAUACUUACUUUACGGGUAUUGGAGAGGCUUUUGUCACUACUGCUUUGGGGGCUGCUUUGUCGAAGGAUUCUUGGGCGACGACCUUUUAUAGGGAUAAGGAUGAUAAGAGUGUUACUGCGCUUAAGGAGGUGUUGACUCUUGUCACUACUAUUGUUGGUGUUGGGGCGUCUUUUGCCGGUCUGGGACCUGCUGUUGCUGGUGCUGUUGCCGGUGCUGGUAGUGCGCUUACCAGUGGUGGUAUCAAUGCAGCUGUCAAUACUCUUCCUAGUCACCAGGAUGAUACUUUCGAAAAGUCCGCCGAUCUGGGCGGUAUUCUGGGCAGCAUUGUCGUGGACUCGCUGAAGUCCUUCACGACCGCUAACAACCAGCUGAUGAGCGGCCAGUCCUACGGCGACGCUGAUAUCCGUAGCUACCUCUCCGGAGGAGCUUUCCUCGCCUACCCCGGCGUUGACAAGAAUGCCGUCACCGACGCCAUGACCAACAUGCUAGUCGGCACCUCCAUCAACCAGCUGUACCGCACUCAGAAGAUCUUCAUCAUGGGCGGUGGUGCCUGUGAUGACAACCAGGGCAUUGGGUCCGGUCCCCAGGAAGCCACUGUUUGUCGUGAUGGCCAGGCCUGGUACCUCUACUACUGGCAAGAGAACGACGUAGUGUCCACGACCUCCCACCAGUGGGGAUGGGUCGCUUCUCCCCCGGGAGCCGACCAGCUCGGACAGGGAGCUUACGGCGGCGUCAGUGUCCAGGAUAUCAUCAACUCCUCUCUCGACGCGUACAAUGUUGCCGGUUACAACUACGACUCCGAUACAGCCGCCAGCCGUGCUUCAGAUGCCAUCUCUAACUCCUGGGCAAGCCCUGGCGCGCACGGUGCGUCUUGGGAGGGUAUCUUCACUAUCCCGGUUUGCGAUGUCGGCGGUGCAGUCAACUCCGAUUACCAGGGCAAAGAGUACAUUCUUCAGCCAUAUGGACAUGACAGCCGUCCUGUUUGGUGUGGUGCUAUCUGCAGUGGUGACUCCCAGAAGACUAGCGAUUUCAUCAAUGCUGCUAACAUGGGUGGUUUCCAAAGCCCGAAACAUCUCUGUAACUCGGACCCUGGAUAUUAG